Molecule: messenger RNA, 6988 nt
Organism: Amphibalanus amphitrite
Lineage: Eukaryota; Metazoa; Arthropoda; Thecostraca; Balanomorpha; Balanidae
Product: proline-rich protein 36-like
Exons: 8
Coding region: 1-6660 (2219 amino acids)
Source: RefSeq, a predicted model, not a curated record
AUGAAGAUGCUGAUUUACUGUCUGAAAGUGAUUGUGAUUCAGAUUGUUAUGCUGAUGGCUAUGCCUGCGGCUCCCUGUCCGUCGGAGGAAUGGACUCCCGGUACGGCGGCGGCUCACCACGCUCUGGACGGACGGCCGGUGGCGUCUUUGGCCGCUCCGGUGUCGUCACAGACCGACACGGUGGUGGCGGCGGAGCAGGAGUCCGGUCCGUGGAGCAACGGUCUGGGCAGUGGCGGCUCCUCCGGUGAGGAGAGCGACUGGGACGGCGGCGGACCGGUGGCCACUGUGCGCCACCGGCGCCGUGUGGGUGCCGACUGUGCCCUGAUGCGGCUGAAGCGGCGGCGCGGCGCGCGUCCGCCGGCCGCGGGCGGUCCGGGCCUGCUGCGCGGCCACGCCGACCGGCCGCCACCCGUGCUCCACUCGGCCGGGGUGGGCGCCGCCGGCGGCACCGACACACGCCUGACGAGCGUCAUCAAUGGCGAGGGCGCCGGCGGCGGGGCGGCCGGCGGAGCGGACGGGACGCCGGCGGACGUCGGCGGCCGGCCACUCACCGCUCUGAAAACUGUGAUAGACGACGGCCGGCGGGCCGAGCCGGGCCGCACGGAGGACGACCUGGAGGACGUGUCCGCUGACGAGGGUGUGGGGGACGAGCGGACUUCUCCCGAUGGCCGGCCGCAGGAGCGGGACGACUCGCCGCCGGUCGGAGGGGUCCAGAGUCCGGCGUUAUCGCCGGGUGGGCACCGUCCUGCUUCUCUGGACGAUGUAUCGGACGAGGACGCGCUGGCCGGUAACGGUGUCGAACACGAUGAUGUCGAUGCGAUGGCUGAGGACCGUGAGGUAGGGGAGAACGGAGCUGGUGACUCGCCGGGCUCGGAGACGGAGCCGUGCUCGCCCGGCGGGACUGAUGGCGCUGACGGAGACGGAGAGGGUGAGACGCCGCUGCCCGGAGGGGAGCAGCCAUCAAUCCAGGAGGAUCGGGCGUCGGAGGAGCGACUGUCCACUCCAGAGGACGGGCCGUCCGCCCCGGAGGAGCGACCAUCCUCCCCAGUCGAGCGACCAUCCACCCCGGAGGGGCGACCAUCCUGCCCGGAGGAGCGACCAUCCACCCCACCAGUCGAGCGUCCAUCCACCCCACCAGUCGAGCGUCCAUCGACCCCGGAGGAACGGACGUCCACCCCGGAGGAGCGACCAUCCACCCCGGAGGAGCGACCAUCCACGCCCGAGGAGCGAUCAUCCUCCCCAGUCGAGCGACCAUCCACCCCGGAGGAGCGACCAUCCACCCCGGAGGAGACGCCCUCGCCGUCCGCGGGGAGGACGCCCGAGUCGCCUAGCGCGGAGGUAGACGAGGCUGAUCCUCUAAAGUGGCCGACCACUGAGAGGACACCAAAGUCGCCGAAUGAGAAGGAAGCAGUGGUCAGCCCACCAAAGUCACCGAGUGUUGAGGCACCUGCAGCUGACCCACUAGAGUCUCCUAUGGCGGAGAGGACACCCGAGUCGGAGGUGGUUGACCUACCAGAGUCGCCGAGUGUUGAUCCCGCUGAUAGUACCACUACUGUGGCAGCGGCAGAUGUGGUAUCAGAUGAUAUUGGCAGCGUGGCUGAGGGUGAUGCGGACGCUGACGCCGAGCUGUGCGAAGCGGAGUCUGAGCCGGACAGGCCGGCCGACUCAACUCUUGAGAAAGAAGCAUUUAGUCCUAACCAAAGACUCAUUGAGAGUGGGGAUGAUGUAAGUGAGAUAACAUCCACCCUGCACCAAGAAUGUGUAGCAGGCGGUGUUUCUAGCGGUGCUUCUGGCGGUUUUAUUUCUGACAUGGGCUCUGUGGAUAAUCUUCCCGCGGAAGAGGCCUUGAUAUCCAACGACCGUGCCACCUCGGGAGAGAAGCCUCAUCCCAGGGAGGAUCGCGAGUCCGUCGCAUCCGAUAUGGGCGAUACGGAAUCCUCCAUCGUUGCUGAAAGCUCAACACGUCCAGACGGUUCUGACUGUUCCGAGGCAGCUGAGCCAUGUGAACUAUUGCCAGGUCACGAAAGGGUGAGCGAUAGUGAAGAGCCAUCUGCUGGCGAUGGCGAUGCGGUUCAGGCAGAUGUAGCGAGUGACUCAAAGGCAGCUAUGAGACAAAACAUUCUACCAGGCCAUGAGUAUAUCAGCGAUAGUGGUGAGGAGUCCCCUGUCGUCAUUGAAAGCUCAGAACACUCGGACACUGUUAGUGGCUCCAAGGCAGCUUCUGAACACAGUCUUCUCCCAGGCCACGAACGUGUCAGUGAUAGCGGCGAUGAAGUAGAGCCUGCUGUAGCCGCUGGCCCUGACGGGGCGGCUGUCAGUGAUUCCGCCGCUGUGGUGGGCGGUGCCGCCGGACUGGCGUCUCCCGUGUACUCUCCGGUCAUGUCCCCGACCAGUAUCCACUCGCUGGAGUCUGUGGGCUCGCCGCAGCGUGGGUCCGCUGCGGCGCCCGCUGAGCCGGCCGCCGGACACAGCGCGCUCGGCGUGGCAGACGCCAGUGACGUCUCAAGCGACGAGGAGCUGGUACGUGACGAGGCCGGUCAGCCGGCCGCGCCGGAACCCCCCGCUGAUGGCUCGCAGAGGCCGGCCGGUGACUGGAAGCUGCUGCCCGUCGAGAGCAUCUCCUCGCCGGAGAGUUUCGGGCCGGACCAGGAGGAACCAGAGGAGCCCGCGCCGGCCCCCGAACCGGAGCAGACGAGUCCGACUCCGACUGAGACGCCGCCACCGACGGCGGCGGAACCAACCGUCGGGCCGGCCGCGGCGCCCGCGACCACGCCGGCGCCGCUGCUCUGUCUCGGCACAGAGCAGAUAUCUGACAACGAGGAGGACGGCUUUGACGACGGGAUGGAGGAGGGUGAGAUACCGUCAGAGAGGCCUCCCACCCCGCCGCCGCCGCCGGCACCGGCACCGGUCCUCCUGCCCCCGGCACUCCCAGCGACGGCGGCAGAGUCGGUACUGCAGCGACAGCCCGGCGACAGCGAACACAACGACGACGCCGAUCUACCCGAGGGCGACUUCGAGGAGGGGGAGAUUCCCUCCGACCUGCCACCUGAACCACCGGUGGCGUCUCCGAAGCGCCCAGAAGAGUCGCCACCGCCUGGUUCCGGCACGCCGCCGCCGGACGCUGUCGCUCAGGUGCCACUCUCGCCGGCUGAUGAGCCACCGCCGGAUGGUGACUACGAGGAGGGAGAGAUCGUGGAGGAGCAGCCACCAUCGGCCGACGAGCCGGCUGACGACGACGCUGACUCGCCGCCGCCGUUGACGGUGCCGCCCCCGCGCGGUGAACCCUCCGACGGAGAGGAGCCCGUACGGGGCCCGUCCAGGGGCAACGCGUCGCCGUCGGCGCGCCACGCGGCCACCGCCGGUCCCACGACCAUCAACGAUGACGACGACGCGCCAGACGUUGACGAAGAAGUGCGCGAUUUUGUCGUGAGUGAGAAGACCAUCACUGGUCUGGAUGAUGAUGAGGAAGGGGACGCUGUAGGGUGGAAGAAGUUCCGCAGCACGCGGGGGCGUAACUAUCGUGAUGGAAAGCCGGCCAGCCGCACGGCGGCCAGAUCCAAAGAGACUGGAGAAUCGCGAAAGGAGACCAGACGCUCACCACCCGCGGACGGUGGACGGAAGGGCAAAAAGCGGGACAUUCAGCGGUACGAUGUCCGCAAAGUGAUCACGGAGCGGAAAAUGCGCGCUCAGGAGAAUCAGGAGCGGGCUGGCGUCGUGCGGCGCUCGCGUUCGUCCAGCUCAGCGGGCUCGCGCUCGCCGCGCCGGGCCGCCCAGAGAUGGCGGCGGUCACGCACGCUCAGCCGCUCGCCGGGACGUCGUCACCGCGAACACCGACGAAGGUCUCGGGAGAGGCGCUCUCCGCCACGGCGCGGUCACUCGCGCCAUUCGCCCGCACGCCAUUCGCCCGCACGCCAUUCGCCUGCGCGCCACUCGCCGUCGCGUCUCGCCCAUCCGCAUCCGCGCCACUCGCAUCCGCGUCAUUCGCUGUCUCCCACACCGCCACAUAAACGAACCCAGUCACCUGUGAAGAAGGGAAAGGAUAAGAGCAGAGAACGGAAGAGGAAACUCAGUCCGUCGCCGGGCGCUGCUCCGAAGAAACUAAAGAAGAGGAAGGAGAAGGUGAAAAAGAAAGACGACAAAAAGAAGAGGAAGAAGCGCCUCAAGUCGCCCGUCUCGAAGGCGGUGAUUGUGGACGGUGAUAACCUGGUGGUGAGUGUGAACUUCUCGAAAGAGUCCCGCGACCGGCUGGGUACCAAGAGCCGCUUGGUGAGGCACGAGGAUCGCGAGCCGUCCGUCGAACUCUCCCCGGUGCGGGACAAACCGGCCAGAGUUCGGGACCUCCCGACUCCCUCCAAAGACAAGCGACUGCCAGUCCGCGAUCGCGACCGAGACCUGCCGCGUCGCGAUCGCGAGGAGCGAGUCAAGCCCCCGCGUGCCGGUCGCCAGGAGCGCGAUCUCUCGCCGGCUCGGCAGCGGCGAGAUGCCAGAAAGGAGAACAAGGAUCCAAAGCAGAGCGCGCGCUCGGAGCGUAACAAGGACGGCAGUGAGCGCCGCUCGCUGUCGCCUCGCCCGGCUCGCGGCAGCAAGAGAGCUCGCAGUGUGACACCGCCACGGAAGCGCCGCAGUCCGAGCCCGCGGUCUAGAGCGGCGGCCAGCCCGCGGGCCGCACCGCGAGUCCGGGCGCCAAGUCCCCGCAGUCCCCGGGCUCGACUGCCGAGUCCGCGAGGUCGAGCGGCCAGUGCCCGAACACGGACUCCCAGUCCCCGCUCUCGGGACCAGCUCAGUCCGCGACCACGGGCGCCCAGUCCUCGUGGCAAGGCAGCCAGUCCGCGGGCCCGCAGCAGAAGUCGGUCGUCAGAGCGACCGCGCAAACACCCGCGCCGCUCGCGCUCGGGCAGUCGCUCCAGCUCGUGGUCUCGCUCGUCCGACUCGAGUGAGUCUCCGGCACCGAGUCACCGCCGCUCUGACAGCCUCUCGCGCCGCCGGCAGCGUCGCAGUCCGGACCUGAUCGAUUUGGACGAGGUGGUGGAGGUGUCGCCGCGGCGAGACGAGCCUAUCGUCAUCACCGACUCAGACGGCGAGACUGAGUCGACGGCGCCGCGGCCGGCGCAGGCCCGCGCUGCUGCUCCUGCCGCGCGGCCGGCGCCCGCUGCGACCGCAGAGCCAGCGGCGUCGGCCCCGCGCGCGACAGCCCGCAGUCCGCGCGGCCCGAAAACUCCGCCGGAGCCGGCCGCCGCCGAGCCGUCGGUGCGGUUCUCGCUGAGCGCCAAGCUGGCGGCGGUGAGGAUGAUCAACAACCCGCUGCAAGAGGAAGACGACGAGGGAGACUCGCCACCGGCGACGACGGCAGCGGCGACGACGGCGGCCGCCGCGGCGCCGGCGGCGGCGACCACCCAGCCGUCGGCGGCGGCGCCGCGCGGCCCGACCACGCCGCCCGAGCCGCCGCCGCCGGACGCUUCCGAGGCCAAGUUCGGCGACCAGUACGACCCGUUCGAGCCGACCCACUCGCCGUCGGGGACGCCCGACUCUCCGCCGUCGCCCGACGCCAUGGACAGUCCCGAGCUGGCGGCGUCGCCCGCGGCGCCGGAGCCGCCCCCGCCGGCCGCCGCCGAGCCCUCCCCGCCUCCACCGCCGCUGCCGCCCGCGGAGCAGCGCGACCGGGCCGCGGAGAAACCACCGGAGCCACGCCACCCGGCAGAGGCGGAAAAACGACCACCGCCGGCAGCAGCGCCGGUGACCAGUCUAUUUGCCGGCCUACCGCCGCCGUCGGCGGCCAGCCUGCUCAGCAGUGUUCUGAGCAGCGUGCUACCCGACACCUCACGGCCACCGCCCAGUCUGCCCGCUUCCUCGGCCGCCCCGGCCGCCUCCUCGAGCUCAGCGGCGCAGGCCGCGCCGGCGACCGCCACCGCGCCUCCGCCGGCGGCGCAGAACGGCCAGCGAGGCUCGGCAGAUGUGAUCGACAUGGACGUCUCGCCGUUCUCCCCCGACUCGCCCAACUCGCCCGACUCGCGCGAGGGGGACGACCUGUUCGAGCCGCCGCGGCCGGCGCGCGCGCCGCAGCCGGGCGCCGCCGGCCGCGCCGGACGUCGUAUGGAUCCCAAGGAUCGGUUCGAGGCGAUGUUUGGCGGCGCACAGGGCCGGGGCAAGGCGACACCGGCGAAGGCCACCCCGACCAGGGCGGCGCCCGGGAAAGGGGUGCCGGGGAAGGCGGCAGCGGGCAAAGCGGCUGGGAAGCAGCGACCGGCGGCCCGCGGCGCCCGGGCGGGCAGGCGCACGGGCGGUAAGGCUGGCGCCGGGUCGGCCGCCGCCGACGUCGAUGACGCACUAAGGAUUGUCGACGACGUACCCAACUCGGCUGUGGAGAUGCAGGUAAAGGAAAAGUUCCUAAAGAAGCUAAACCGCCAGGAGCGUGUGAUAGAGGAGGUGAAGCUGGUGCUGAAGCCCUUCUAUCACAAGCGCACCAUCACCAAGGAGCAGUACAAGGAGACCUUGAGGAAGUCGGUCCCCAAGAUUUGUCACAGCAAGUCAGGCGAAAUCAACCCGAAGAAAAUUCAUUCACUCAUCAUAAGUUACGUGAAAAAGUGCAAAUACCUUAAUAAAAAGAACCAUGUCACGGUGCCGAAUCCGAGUACUUCGACGCCCGUCAAGGGCAAAGUGUGACACCUGUGUUCCGCCGACCCGUCGUGAAAUAACUGCUUUUUGAUUAGUGUUAUUUAUAUUGCGCUUUGUUACUAGAUUUAUCGAAGCGUUCUUGGUGUACCACAGUGCUAUGUAAGCGAGCUGGUGAAUGAACUGUGUCUAGCUGUGGACGUUGGCGCGGCGCGGCGCGGCCGCUUCGGUGGUAUGUGGCGUGGUGGACCGCGCUGGUACCUCGCCCUCCUUCAUCGCAGAGAUAUGUGAACUCUGUGAACAUCGUGAUGUGACCGACAAGUCCAAAACAUGGCGCCAACAGUUGGAAAUGGCCAGAAAUACAUAUGUACAAAAAUCG